This is a messenger RNA of Hibiscus syriacus, 1035 nucleotides long. RefSeq names its product cytochrome b561 domain-containing protein At2g30890-like. The record is from RefSeq and is a predicted model, not a curated record. Gene Ontology annotation, molecular function: transmembrane monodehydroascorbate reductase activity. Lineage: Eukaryota; Viridiplantae; Streptophyta; Magnoliopsida; Malvales; Malvaceae. The coding region runs from base 71 to 841 and encodes 256 amino acids. The transcript is spliced from 4 exons.
AUAUUUUUAGCUUUCAAGAGCGUUUCAGCUCAGCUGUGUUUAUCUUUCAUCCUUCUCUAGUUGAAGAACAAUGCAAGUUCUUGCAGGGAAGCUAGUUUCUUUCACCAUGUUUAUAGGUCUUAUAAUCGUGCUUAUUCCACCAUCUGUAAGCUCAUCUGAUGAAGAACAUGUAAAAUUCAUCGGCAGUGGUACAAUCAAUAAUCACAACAUUCAAAAGGUGAGUCGUAAACUGAUGUUUGAGAUUACACUGCAUGGAUUCCUCCUUUGGGCAUCAAUGGGGUUUCUAGUGCCUGUAGGGAUACUUGCUAUCAGAAUGUCGAAACGAGAAGAAUGUGGAAGAAGACUUCAAAUUCUUUUCUAUGUUCAUGUAGUGUCACAGAUACUUUCUGUACUACUUGCAACAGCAGGGGCAGUAAUCUCAAUAAAAAACUUCAAUAAUGCCUUCAACAAUCAUCAUCAAAGACUAGGGGUAGCUUUAUAUGGUAUCAUAUGGUUACAAGCCUUGACUGGAAUUUUACGUCCAUGGAGGAUGCAGGGAAGAAGCGCCUGGUUUUUGGCACACUGGUUGGUAGGAACUGCUGUGUGUAUUUUGGGUGUGAUCAGCAUAUACACUGGACUGGGAGCAUAUCAUGAAAAGACAUCGAGAAGAACGAAGUUUUGGGGAAUAGCUUUUACAGUUGAGAUCUCUGUGAUCGUUUUCAUUUACUUGUUUCAAGACAAAUGGGUGCAUAUACAUAAGCACGGUGUGAUUUCGGGCAAUGAACCAGUUAGACCUACUGAAGAACACAUUUCGUCUACCGAUAAGAUGAAACAAAAGGAAUCAGCAAGUGAGCAUUGUUAAAAAGAAAAAUUCUAGAAAGUGAAUUUCACUACUAACGGAUGAGAUUUUUCUUUCCUUUGUUUUUCUGGGGUUCGGUUUUGUUUCAUUGACAUGUUGAUCAAGUUCAUGUCCCAAAGUUUAACUUGGGUAUUUCUAUUCAUUUCUGAGAAUGUAUGUACCAAGGAAAAGCUGGACAUAACCUGUUAAUAUAGCAA